AGUUAGCCUUUCGGCGGUUCUUAGUCCCGCCUGUCCUUUUUCCCCAACCAGCCCUCUUCAGUGGCUACCGUCCAUUUCCUCUUUCCCUGUAACGCCUGCAGACCAACCGUCUAACUUACAGACAUGGCUGACCAACUAACAGAAGAACAGAUUGCUGAAUUCAAGGAAGCCUUCUCCCUAUUUGAUAAAGAUGGGGAUGGUACCAUCACCACAAAGGAACUGGGGACAGUGAUGAGGUCACUGGGACAAAACCCCACUGAGGCUGAGCUACAGGACAUGAUUAAUGAGGUGGAUGCUGAUGGUAACGGCACCAUUGACUUCCCCGAGUUCCUGACCAUGAUGGCAAGAAAAAUGAAGGACACUGACAGUGAGGAGGAGAUCAGGGAGGCAUUCAGAGUUUUUGAUAAGGAUGGCAAUGGGUACAUCAGUGCGGCAGAGCUGCGUCACGUGAUGACAAACUUAGGAGAGAAGCUGACUGAUGAGGAGGUGGAUGAGAUGAUCAGAGAAGCGGACAUAGAUGGAGAUGGACAAGUCAAUUAUGAAGAGUUUGUUCAGAUGAUGACUGCCAAAUGAACUGGGCUCACAGUAACGACAAAGAAUCAGUCAAUUGUUUCACUUACCUCUUAUCGCAAAAAUCUACAUUUAAUCAUACUGUUAUGUAUAGACAAUUUAAACUGAAUGUUGGAAAACUGAAAAUCUGUCCAUAUUAACAAGUUCAAAAAAGGUAAAAGAUACAAAGAAAAAUCAAAUUCUGCAUGUUCUGGCUUGUAUUCCCCCCCGCCGCCAGCGCUGAGUUGCCCGAUCAGAUCUCAACUUGUUAAACAAGAAGCUUCUGUGCAGCCGGCUGGUUUCGGCCACCGCCGCUCUGCUUCCUGGUUCCAUCUGCCUGAUGUCAUGACGAUUAUUUGGGCUGGCCAAUUGCCUUUUGUUCUACUUCCCGUUUUGUUUUUCUGUUCUUCAUGCAUGCAGCGUUACAUGGGUUACCUUUGUGAACCCAGAGACAGAAGGCUGUAGUUGGGCCUGAGGUUGACCUUUGACCCACGGAGAAGGGAAAAGGUGAGGAGGAGAGGGGAGUGAGUGAACCAGCAGGACAUUUGCAGGUUGCUCACCCGAAUAAAGUUAUUGAUGACAGAUAUUUUUAAGAAAAAUAUGAAAAUUGAAUAAACAAGUCAUUUUAGAUUUUGUGUUUAUGGCAUGUCAGUUUACUCAAUUUAUCCUUUGUGUGUUGACCUUUUUUGAGGGGGAGGCUAGGGUGGAGACUUGGGACCCCUCCUGGGCUGCUGUCACCCAGCUGUUGAAGGGAGGGACAUGGUUGGGGUUUUAAAGAUGAUCAUAUACUGGACAGUUUGUGAGGCAAUGCCAGGCUCUAAAAACCAACUCUUUGACCACUUCAAAGUAUUUCUUUAGGACGUUUGUGAAAGACUGACCGCUACUGAACGGGUUCUUUCUGCGUUGCCUCAAAGGCUGUGCCUGUAUGACUCUGGGGGGGGGGGGGUGGUUCAAUAUAGUGGGGGACAGGGUCGUUGCUUUGCAGCAUUUCUUUGUGUUUGUGUGAGUCGGCGUGUGUGCAGCGAGGCCUGGCCCGGUCCAGCUGUUCAGUUGAUCUGCAUUCCAAGUUGUACAUGCUAGUCUUUACAUUUUGUUUUUCCAAUAAAACUAUCAUUAACUAAAAA
Molecule: messenger RNA, 1673 nt
Organism: Oryzias latipes (Japanese medaka)
Lineage: Eukaryota; Metazoa; Chordata; Actinopteri; Beloniformes; Adrianichthyidae
Gene: calm1a
Product: calmodulin 1a
Cellular component (GO): myosin II complex
Molecular function (GO): calcium ion binding
Source: RefSeq, a predicted model, not a curated record